ACUCUUUUUCCAAAACCAACUCCUAAGGAAAAGCUGCUUAGGCUCCCUUUGCUGGGAUCCUAAGAAGUUACUAGAAGACCCAGCCUAAAGAAGGAGAGCAGGGUUUGAAUCUCAACAAGCUUUUGUUGUCAGGCCAUGUCUAUCCCUCUAGCCUGCCCCUUAACAACAUGGUGACCAAAUCACUAUUUUUAGAGCAUUUCCUAAUUGAAAUCUGCUCUCAAAGUCAGCCCUAGCAAAGACGGUUGGUUUGCCUUGCUCAUCUUCAGUCUCAAAGGACCUUUUAUCCAAAAUCCCCACACAGAAAGGAGCACAAAUGGCCUGAACCUGAUCCAACUGCAGAGAUGGCAGCUGAGUCAUUGCCUUUCUCCUUCGGGACGGUGUCCAGCUGGGAGCUGGAAGCCUGGUAUGAGGAUCUGCAGGAGGUUCUGUCUUCAGAUGAAAAUGGGGGUACUUAUAUCUUACCCCCUAGAAACGAAGAGGAAGAAUCAAAAACCUUCACCACUCUUAACCCUGCGUCUCUGGCUUGGCUGGCUGGGGAGCCAGGACCAGCAGAAGUCGCAAGCAUCUCCCAGAGUCCUCGCUCUCCAGACUCCAGUCAGAGCUCCCUGGCUCAGGAAGAAGAGGAGGAAGACCAAGGAAAAACUAGGAAACGGAAACAGAGUGGCCAGUGGCCAGCCCGGGCUGGAAAGCAACGCAUGAAGGAAAAAGAACAAGAGAAUGAAAGGAAAGUGGCACAGCUAACGGAAGAAAAUGAACGGCUCAAGCAGGAAAUAGAGCGCCUGACUCAGGAAGUAGAAGCCACACGCCGUGCUCUAAUUGACAGAAUGGUUAAUCUACACCAAGCCUGAACAAUUGGAACCAUCACUCCCCAACUGGGGCCACUACCUACCUUACCCUGAAGUGGCUACUGACCACUUUCACACCAGUGUCAAUGAUGUGACCUUCAACACAUGUCCAGUAGGGGGAAGGAUU
This is a messenger RNA of Urocitellus parryii (Arctic ground squirrel), 972 nucleotides long. NCBI's taxonomy places the organism in Eukaryota, Metazoa, Chordata, Mammalia, Rodentia, Sciuridae. The record is from RefSeq and is a predicted model, not a curated record.